CGAGAGCUCAGAGCGCACACGUCGCCCUCUCCACUGUAUCUCACCACUGCGGUAGGAUCGGGGCGGCAGGCAGGCAGCUGGUAACUUAUAACGCAGCUCACUCGUUCCUGCUCUGCUCAAUCCCAGAGACGACUUUAUCACUUAGGAGAUACUUUCCCCUGUAAGGACACCCUACAACAGCCUCUCCCAGGUUUUCUCCUGUAGCCUGGUGAGAGCGGUGGAAGGAGAAGUUUUUUUGAUGGUGUGAUCUGUGUAUGUUUUUAACCACAUCACCAUAACCUUGGAAGACACACCUGAUCGCAGAGCAAGGAUGGGACCGCUACUCCCUUUCAUCGUGUUGUGUUUGAGCGCCGCUGUCCCACACAGUGUGAAAGGAGCAGAUGGUGAGGAUCCAACUUCUCCAGGCCCCUGUCAUCCGAACCCUUGCCACAACAGAGGAACGUGUGAGAUCAGUGAGACGUACAGAGGCGAUACCUUCAUUGGUUAUGUGUGCAAGUGUCCUCCAGGCUUUAGUGGAGUUCACUGCCAGCACAAUAUUAAUGAAUGUGGAAGAGACCCUUGUAAGAAUGGAGGAGUUUGCACUGAUCAGGUUGCUAACUAUUCUUGUGAAUGCCCAGGGGAGUACAUGGGGAGGAACUGCCAAUACAAAUGCUCCGGACCACUGGGCAUGGAGGGUGGUAUAAUCUCCAACCAACAGAUAACAGCCUCCUCCACCCACCGUGCUCUCUUUGGCUUGCAGAAAUGGUACCCAUACUUUGCACGCCUCAACAAGAAGGGUCUGGUCAACGCCUGGACGGCUGCCGAGAAUGACAGAUGGCCAUGGAUCCAGAUAAACCUUCAAAGGAGAAUGAGGGUAACAGGACUGAUUACCCAAGGCGCCAAACGAAUCGGCAGUCCAGAGUAUGUCAAGUCAUACAAAGUAGCAUACAGUGAUGAUGGCAAAACCUGGAGAACAUACAAAGUCAAGGGCAAAGAUGAGGAUAUGAUUUUCAGAGGAAACGUCGAUAACAAUGCUCCAUCAGCCAACUCUUUCACACCUCCCAUUGAAGCCCAAUAUGUACGUGUUUACCCUCAAGUUUGCAGGAGGCACUGCACCUUACGUAUGGAGCUACUUGGCUGUGAGCUGACAGGUUGUUCUGAACCGCUUGGGAUGAAGUCAGGCCAUGUUCAGGAUUAUCAGGUCACGGCUUCCAGCAUUUUCCGAACACUCAACAUGGACAUGUUCACUUGGGAGCCUGGAAAAGCUCGUUUGGACAAACAGGGAAAGGUUAAUGCCUGGACAGCUGGACACAGUGACCAGUCGCAGUGGCUACAGGUGGAUCUGCUUGUGCCUACCAAGGUUACAGGGAUCAUCACACAGGGAGCUAAAGACUUUGGCCACGUCCAGUUUGUUGGCUCAUACAAAGUAGCUUACAGUAACGAUGGAGAGCGGUGGAAUGUGUAUCAAGAUCAGAAACAGGGAAAAGACAAGGUAUUCCAGGGGAACUUUGACAAUGACACACACAGAAAGAACGUGAUAGAUCCCCCAAUCUAUGCUCGGUUCAUUCGGAUCCUUCCCUGGUCCUGGUACGGCAGGAUCACUUUGCGUGUAGAAAUACUGGGCUGCACAGAGCAAGAGUGAUGUCUCUCUCCUCUCCAUCUUUCUGUCCAUAAUUCCCAGCUCCUUUGGAAAACCGGAGGAAUGAACUGCUCAACAUGUAAAAAGAAAUUGAUUUCCUUUUUUUCCUCAAGAAAUAAGUAUUGAAUAAAUGGUAGUGGGGUCUUGUUAGUUCUUUUGUAUAAUGAUUUUAAAACUGCCCCUGUUUCACUUUUGUCUUUCAGUUUCCUACUCAGUUUCCUACUUCUUUGUCUUUUUAUGCCUCUUAGAAAUGCCAUCCUGUUUGAAAUAAACUUCUGUAACAUAUUGGUGGGGGGUUAGUGUCAGAAAAGGGAUUUCACUGUGGUUUUACUGUGGAAGCUACUGUACAGUGUCACUUUUUAAUCAAGAUGUUAAAUUUGUCUGUUGUGCAUCAUAGAUCAUUAUUAACCAUCUUGUAUUAUGAAUAAACUGUCUAAGGUAUCAUGUAAAAAUAAAAUAUAAUGAAACAUGUUUUUAAUUUCUAAACUGUAGCUCACUCAAGCCAUGAUUUUCCCCAAAGGAACACAUCAGUCACAGAACUAAUACUCUUGUAAUAUAUGUAAAAGAUUAAGAACCUGCAUGGUGCGUGAAUUAUCAAUGUAUAUUUAGACAAAUUAUGGAAAACCUCCGACCCACAGAGCAAAUAGCUUUUAAUUAGGGACCUAUUUUUAUGUGCAUUUUUAGAUAGCUCUGAAAACAUUACUUUAAACGUUGAUAUACGAAUGCUUUAUGAGACAAUAAGCAAACAAAACAGUCAGAUUGUUUUACUGCUUUACGGAAACAUACAGCUGUUAUUUAUUAAAUCUGAUUUGUUGCCCCCUUUUUCUGAUUGUAGCUGGUCUCUUUCUAAAAUCUUAGAUGUUUUGCUUUUUUUUUUAAUAUCACUUUUUUUUUGGAUUGUCAGUUGUCAUUGUUAUGAACUACGUUCUAGUUUCCUCAUGUUGUCUUGGAGAUCUAAGGUGAACUGAUUCAAAAGCUCAGGAUAGGAAUCAUUUGCUAUAAUCCCACAUGUAUACCUUAGUGUAAAAUGUUUGGCCAUCUAAGCUUAUGAUAAACUUACCAUCCACAGAAAAUUGCAGAUGAAUGAAAGAAGCCACUCAAGUCAUCAGCAUAAUGUACAUAUUUCAAAUAAUGUUUUGUUAUGUUGUUUAAUGAAGGUAUUAUUUACUAAUUUGAAAAAUGAAACAAAUGCAGGCUGUGUUACAAAAAUUGUUUAAUUUGCUCAGACAUGGAUUUUUUUAACAGGUAUUGCAGGAUACCUGAGUAUUACAAUUUUGUGUUGUAAACAGUACAUGUAUGUAACGUAAUACUUGGAGGUUCCUAAACUUCAAAGAGUAUUACACAGGAGUUACAAAUAUGUUGUAGUACCAGUCUUUUCAAAACCUUACAGUAUACUUCUUUCACACUAUUGCUAAUUUUCCUUGCAUUUCACCAGAGAUACGGUACUUUGAAUAAGCAGAGAUCCGGUGCUGUGGCAUAGUCUUAACUCCAAGUGAGAGAGCUGCCACUGAUUUCAAAGAAAAUUACCGGUAUGCCCCAUAAGAAUUACAAUAAUUUGCGACAGGGAAUUAGUAUUAAUUAUCAAUAAUUUGCUAUACUGUACAGACAUUCCUUCCUGUACUAAAGAAGAUCAGCAGACUACAGAGAGUAAGACUUUUUUAUUAGUUGGGCUAACAAAUACUGUUUGUGAAACAUUAACAUUUUACUCUACAAUGGGCAAGCAAUCAUUAGGUAUAAUUAAAAAGAUAGUUGUUACUGCAAAAUGCAACCUCUACUGACACACAUCACCUAGUAAAUAUUUGACCUUUCAUCCCAAUACACAUACACUAUAAACAAUGGCACUAACUGUACAAAACACAGAUAUUUCAUGGAUUGAACAAACUUGUUUGAGAAGGUGCUCUCCAUCUCUUUGCGGUUUGACCAGCAUAAAGAUUUUGAAAUGAGUGAUAAGUUAAGCAAACAUUGGGAUAUGUUACAGUCUCUGUUUGAAAGCAAGGUGUUGGAGUGUGCAACCCGUGAUUGAGGGCACAUAUACACACAUAUAUAUAUAUAUAUAUAUAUAUAUAUAUAUAUAUAUAUAUAUAUAUAUAUAUAUAUAUAUACACUUCAUUUUUUCUGUAUGUAGUUAAUGUGCUUUGGUUUUUACAGUUGAAAAAAAACCCUGUCCACCCUGUUUGAAGCCAAAAAUUGGCUUCAAACAUUUCUAAUUUAAGUUUGUUCUACAACAAUAAAGAGCUCACACAGAAAAAAACAAAAGUAAUUCUUUUUACCAUGCCAUUUCUUUUAAAGUAAAUGCAGCCUAGAAGUUUUUAUUUAUUUAUUUUUUUUUUAUUUAUGAUAAGCUGGAAAUUGGAACUGGCGAAGGCAUACACAGUAUAGAAGCACUUGUGUAUGUGGUAAACUAGUGCUCUUCAAUGGUCCAGAUAUAACAAUAAUUUCUCUUGUAAGUUCAACUAAAUGCCUCUGUUGUAGAUUACCAUUGUGUGAAAAUUGUCCUUGAUGUGUCUCGGUGUCUACCACUCUGUAGGUUUUUGGGCACAGAAUAAACAAAUCAACUGUAUCUCCCUAAUGUUUUUUUUUUUUUUUUUGUCUUCUAAGAUUGUGACCCUUAAAUGCUUUUUUGCCAAACCACUAUUGUGGCCAAGAUCUGCACAGAUGGAUCUUUGUAGUUGGCUCCUUUGGGCAUGUAUGACAGAGUAGAGCUGCUGCAAAAUUUUAAGGUAUUUUGCAUGAUGUACAAAUAAAACAGUACAGUAUAACAAAGAUGUCCACAUGGCACAUUUUCUUUCUUUAUGUAUAUCUGCAGUAUAAUUCCUUUUUCUCAACAUCUAAUGGCAGGUUAUCUUGAGAAUUGUAAAACUUCAUUAAAUAUUUCAAAAAGGGAAGCAAAGUGAAAAGCCAUGCUGUCUUUGUAUUUCUGACAUCUGUUCACAAAAUGUUUCUUUGUCUCCAUCUAAAACGGCAACAGUUUUAGAUGAAACACUGUUCGUUUUAAGCCUGCAUAGAUGAGAGGGAGACUCUGUACAGUAAAAAAAAAAAAAAAAUCUUGCUUCAAAGACACAAUCUUUGAGUUUGACAAAUAAAACAUAUGUGUGAAAAAA
Messenger RNA from Cyprinodon tularosa, 4719 nucleotides. RefSeq names its product EGF-like repeat and discoidin I-like domain-containing protein 3. Lineage: Eukaryota; Metazoa; Chordata; Actinopteri; Cyprinodontiformes; Cyprinodontidae. The coding region runs from base 311 to 1621 and encodes 436 amino acids. The transcript has 10 exons. The record is from RefSeq and is a predicted model, not a curated record. Gene Ontology annotation, molecular function: calcium ion binding.